Caenorhabditis briggsae is the source of this 753-nucleotide messenger RNA. Gene Ontology annotation, biological process: olfactory behavior; G protein-coupled receptor signaling pathway. The record is from RefSeq and is a predicted model, not a curated record. Lineage: Eukaryota; Metazoa; Nematoda; Chromadorea; Rhabditida; Rhabditidae. Bases 1 to 753 code for a protein of 250 amino acids. The transcript is spliced from 5 exons. Gene Ontology annotation, molecular function: G protein-coupled olfactory receptor activity.
AUGGCAGUUUUUGCAGUUCAUUUUGUCUAUCGAUGGCUCGUAGUUUCUGAAAACCGCCUCCUCCAAACUUUUAACGGCUGGAAAAUUUGUUUGUGGUUCUCGAUUCCGGUUUGGUAUGGGGUCACUUGGGUGUGCACAGGAUAUAUUCUGUGUGGUCCCAAUGAGAAUACUUCGAGAUUUAUAAAAGACAAUAUCAAGGAAGUGUUGGGACUGGAAUUCAAUGAGUAUACAUACCUAGGACCAUUUUUAUAUGACAAGGAUGAGAACGGGACGGAUGUGGUCUAUGUGGCACCGUUCAUUGGAUUGGGAAUCAAUUCUGGAACGAUUUGCUCUUCUAUUAUCAUCGUCCUAACAUUCGGAAUUCUCUGCUACAUACGUAUCAAAAACAUUGUGGUCACUACAGUAAACUCACUGAAAAUGCGAAGUCUCCAACGACAGCUUUUCUUUGCAUUGGUCAUCCAAACUCUUGUUCCUUUUCUUCUGAUGCAUAUUCCAGUAGCUUUAAUGUUUGCCUUCGUUUUCUUGGAUAUUGAUUUAGGCGUUUACAGCGCAAUUGUAUCCAUGACAAUUGCCAUUUAUCCAGCUGUCGAUCCGAUUCCAACACUUGUAAUUGUGGAAAAUUAUAGGAAGACUAUUAUUUACUGGCUAUGUUGUUGUAAAAAAGUCGCACACGUGCCAGGACAGACUACUAUAGAACCUACUAGAUUCGCAACGCUCCCACCUUCCAAUCUUGAACUUGAUCUCGAAAAUUGA